This is a messenger RNA of Nematostella vectensis (starlet sea anemone), 1162 nucleotides long. RefSeq names its product metalloproteinase inhibitor 3. The transcript has 2 exons. The record is from RefSeq and is a predicted model, not a curated record. NCBI's taxonomy places the organism in Eukaryota, Metazoa, Cnidaria, Anthozoa, Actiniaria, Edwardsiidae. Gene Ontology annotation, molecular function: metalloendopeptidase inhibitor activity; protein binding. Bases 101 to 784 code for a protein of 227 amino acids.
CUUGGGCAUUUUAGAAACCGAACACUUAGAAUUUAAGAACUGUUCAACACACUCGCAAGCAACAAAGAGACGAACGUUUUCGUAAAGAGAUUUGGACAAGAUGUGGGCCUUCCACUUAUUGUUGGCUAUCUCAUGUGUGUCUAUGGUCGACGGAAAGACCUGCAAGUGCAACAAUCCGCCUCAUCCUCAAGAUUGGUUUUGUCAAGCAACCUUCGCCAUCAAGGGAAAAAUUCUUGGCAAGAUUCGUAAAGAAGGACCAGGCAUGAAAUCAGCUGCUGUGAGCGUCAGCCACGUCUUCAAGGGUCUAAAUCAACUUUUGACAUCUGAGAAUGCCGAGGUCUUUGGCCAAAUCGUUUUCCAAGUGAGGCUGUAUUACCCUGUCAAUUGUCCCCUAGAUGUCCAGGAAGGGUCGCAGUACUUGUUCACUGGUGUCAUCACAGUCAACGGAGAGCUGCAUACUAGCAGCUGCUCCUGGCACGCCCCGUGGGAUAAACUAACCCUAACGCAAACCAAAGGAGUACAAACCGUGUACAAGCGUAACUGCGGAUGCAGGGUCGACUGUCAAAGAUGGUGGCUCCCAGGCUGCCGCUCUUGUGAUGACCGCGAUCCCUGGGGACGGGAAAUUGUCAGUUCAUGUACAUAUGGCCAUAUGUAUUGCGCUUUGAGUAAUGAUUGGGAGAAGUGUUCUUGGAAGGUGUUAGACAGUGGUUACUCAAAGUGUGCAGGCGAGGCUGUAGGGGAGGUUGUAUCCAAGAGGGGGAGGAUGCGUACCGGUAGAUCAUAGCCUUUCGAAUAGUUACCACGGGUAACCAGGGAUAUAAGGGGUGGAUGAAGGAUUUCUUGAAAAGAGGGCACUUCAAUAUAGAACUAUUGAUGCAUUUUUUUUUUAAAUUUAUGUCAGGGGAAAAAUCGCUGCCUUCAAAAAAGCGCUGGAACAAGCUUAUAGGAUCAAAUCGGCUUAUAGGAUCAAAUCAGCUUAAUAUUUCUUUUUAACGCUUUCUCUGAUGAUUAUCUGGGUAUCAUCUUCAACGUUAUCUUAUGUAUUUGUAUCUAUUUUUAUCAAUUGUUGUUAAAUCAGAACCCUCAUUAAUACCAGCAUUACAUAAUUGUUAAAAGUUACUAUCUUGCACAAACAUGAAUAAACUAUUGAGUUUCCUUGAUA